Molecule: messenger RNA, 1170 nt
Organism: Acanthosepion pharaonis
Lineage: Eukaryota; Metazoa; Mollusca; Cephalopoda; Sepiida; Sepiidae
Source: the annotation of a GenBank genome assembly
AUGCCAGAAUACCUCACACUCUCUCUCUCUCUCUCUCUUUCUCUCUUUCUCUCUCACUCUCUUUCUCUCUCACAUUCACUCUCUCUCUCUCUCUCUUUCUCUCUCUCUCUAUGUUUUAUCUUUCAAUUUAUAUUUUCUAUCAGUCCUCUUACGAUUCCUCCAAACCUCCAAUUUAAUUCAUCCAUCUUCUUUUGCUUUCUUUUCUUUAUUGAUUUUUCUUCCCCCAUUCUCUUUGCAUUCGUCCAAAACUUAUAUUCACUCGUUUUCAUUUCAUUUCUCGUCCACUUCCUCCAACAUCUCGUUUUCUUCUUUUCCCUGCAUCUAGCACACCAUGUUUUCAGGUUUUCUUUCCUGUUCACAUUUCUUUUUUCCUUUCACUUCGUACAACACCUCAGGUUCACAUUUCUUCUUUCCAUUGAAUUCCCCCAACACCUCACGUUCACAUUUCUUCUUUCCUUUCAAUUCCCCCAACACCUCACGUUCAAUUUUCUUUUUCCUUUCAAUUCCCCCAACACCUCACGUUCACAUUCCUUCUUUCGUUUCAAUUCCUCCAACACCUCACGUUCACAUUUCUUCUUUCCUUUAAAUUCCUCCAACACCUCACGUUCACAUUUCUUCUUUCCUUUCAAUUCCCCCAACACCUCACGUACAAUUUUCUUUUUUUCUUUCAAUACCCCCAACACCUCACGUUCACAUUUCUUCUUUCAUUUCACUUACUUCAACACCUCACGUUCACAUUUCUUCUUUCCUUUCAAUUCCCCCAACACCUCACGUUCAAUUUUCUUUUUUUCUUUCAAUUCCCCAACACCUCACGUUCAAUUUCUUCUUUCCUUUUCCUCCAACGCCUUUCAUUUUUUCUUUCCUUUCAAUUCCCCCAACACCUCACGUUCAAUUUUCUUUUUUCCUUUCAAUUCCCCCAACGCCUCACGUUCACAUUUCUUCUUUCCUUUCAAUUCCCCCAACACCUUUUCACGUUCAAUUCAUUUCUUCUUUCUUUUUCAUUUCAAUUCCUCCAACACUUCUUUCGUUCCCCCAACACCUCUUCUUUUCUUUUUUUCAAUUCCCCCAACACCUCACGUUCACAUUUUUUCUUUUUUCUUUUCCUCCAACGCCUCACCCCCAAUUCCUCCAACCCUCACGUUCAAUUUUCUUUUUCCUUUCUUUCCCUAA